GCCAUUUUCUUGCAGGAUUGUAUUCCCGCUGUUUCUGAUUGGCAACAAUUAAAACAUUAUUGCGUAGGUAACCGGACUUCGCUCGUGCAUACAUAUACAUUGAAAUCAUGUCAGUCGUACCCUCGAAUCGGCCGUCAACUGGAUGGCCCCGUGGAGUCAGUCAGUUCGGGAACAAAUACAUUAGCCAACCAGCUAAACCGCUCACGUUAGAGAGAACAAUUAAUCUGUACCCUCUUACGAAUUAUACGUUCGGUACAAAAGAGCCCUUGUAUGAGAAGGAUAGUUCCGUGGCCGCUCGAUUCCAGCGGAUGCGUGAGGAGUUUGAGAAGAUUGGCAUGCGCCGAACGGUGGAGGGAGUUCUCAUCGUGCACGAACACAGGCUUCCCCAUGUCCUGUUGCUCCAGCUAGGGACCACUUUCUUUAAACUUCCUGGAGGAGAGCUUAACCCAGGGGAAGAUGAAGUUGAGGGACUGAAACGUCUGAUGACAGAGAUUUUAGGGCGACAGGAUGGAGUAAAGCAAGACUGGGUUAUUGAUGACUGUAUUGGAAAUUGGUGGAGACCCAAUUUUGAGCCCCCACAGUACCCCUACAUUCCAGCACAUAUUACUAAGCCUAAGGAACACAAGAAGCUCUUCUUGGUACAGCUACAAGAGAAAGCAUUGUUUGCCGUGCCAAAGAACUACAAGCUAGUGGCAGCUCCCUUGUUUGAGCUGUAUGACAAUGCUCCAGGCUAUGGACCGAUCAUAUCCAGUCUCCCUCAACUACUGAGCAGGUUUAACUUCAUCUACAACUGAGUUGCAUAUGCAGAAUGAGACUGCAGGGCUGUCUCUAUGAGUUCAGUCUAACCAGAGAGGUUGAGGGGAGGGAGGGGGGGG
Chanos chanos (milkfish) is the source of this 875-nucleotide messenger RNA. It is a transcript of the gene nudt21, whose product is annotated as nudix hydrolase 21. Bases 108 to 794 code for a protein of 228 amino acids. The record is from RefSeq and is a predicted model, not a curated record. Gene Ontology annotation, molecular function: mRNA binding. Gene Ontology annotation, cellular component: mRNA cleavage factor complex. The transcript is spliced from 7 exons. Gene Ontology annotation, biological process: mRNA 3'-end processing. NCBI's taxonomy places the organism in Eukaryota, Metazoa, Chordata, Actinopteri, Gonorynchiformes, Chanidae.